AUGCCGUACCAUCGAUUGUUCAGUGCAAAACGCAUCGCAGUUUCCCACAUUUCGAAUGAAUUGGGCUAUUCAGUGCUGAAAUCGCGUUGCCUCGUUGCCAGCUUUCUCGGAAUCCUCGUCUUGAUCUGUUACAUCGAAUCCACAGAGUGGGGUCAUCACCUCUUCACUCGUCAUCGACAGAACAUGGAACGUUUUACCUUCAUGGAAGCCUCGAUUUCGGACACUUCGACGGAAAUGAUUUUGGACACUUCAACGGAAAUGGUAGACUUAACUGUUUGUAAUUGCACGUGUGGUAGUGCGGCCGCGAGAAGAGGGCCGCACCAGAAAGUUAUUGGUUUUUCUGUUUACGGCGAUCUCUCACGCGUCGAUAUUGUCCAGAAAUAUCUCCUCCCACUUAGGGAGACAAUCAAAACGAUUCCCUCCAUCUAUCCAGACUGGAUUGUACGAAUUUAUCAUAAUGUGAUAAAAGAAGAUGAUGUUAAUUCAUCAUGGACAAUUUUCCAAAACGUGUUAGACGUUGGAAGUCACGUCGACCUGUGCAAUGUCACAGAGAUCGUCAAUCAUUGGAAAAUGAAACAAGAUUUAUUCGCAAUGACAUGGCGUUGGUUGCCAUUGCUCGAUGACAUGGUGGAUACUUUCAUGUCCAGGGAUUCAGACAGUCUGAUUGUUGUGCCCCGGGAACAGGACGCCGUUCGUGAAUGGCUGGCUAGCGACGACAUCUUUCACACUAUGAAAGACCAUCCUGCUCACUGUAGUACCUCAAUGCUGGGAGGAAUGUGGGGAGUUAAACUGAGCGAGGAUCGUCCACGAAUCAUUAAUGCCUUUGAGGCUAUUUUCGGAACGCAUCACGAAACCACGUAUGGCUACGAUCAGUCUCUCCUGACAGAUCACGUUUGGCCAAUCGCAAAGACGAGUGUAAUGGCUCAUGACAGUUAUUGCUGUUUAAAUUCCAGCGUGAGCAGGCCGUUUCCUAGUAAGAGAGGCGAGGGUUUGCUCUUUGUCGGCGGAAGGAACAAACCGGAAGAACGUCUCAGAUGGCCUUGUCCGCCAAUGUGCCGUCCAGCAAACGUCACCAGCGAAUGGAUUUAUUGUUGA
Molecule: messenger RNA, 1095 nt
Organism: Daphnia carinata
Lineage: Eukaryota; Metazoa; Arthropoda; Branchiopoda; Diplostraca; Daphniidae
Exons: 6
Coding region: 1-1095 (364 amino acids)
Source: RefSeq, a predicted model, not a curated record